Venustampulla echinocandica is the source of this 1710-nucleotide messenger RNA. RefSeq lists its product as uncharacterized. The coding region runs from base 1 to 1710 and encodes 569 amino acids. Gene Ontology annotation, molecular function: transmembrane transporter activity. The transcript has 3 exons. Gene Ontology annotation, biological process: transmembrane transport. Lineage: Eukaryota; Fungi; Ascomycota; Leotiomycetes; Helotiales; Pleuroascaceae. The record is from RefSeq and is a predicted model, not a curated record.
AUGAAUUCCGAACCGCAACAACCGGAGCCAAGUCGCUCGAGGGGCAUCUCAGUAGUAUCGACAUUGGACAGGAAUGAAGCCCAACCGGGUGACAGAAGACGGGUUCCAAAAUUUGGCAAUGGAAAGAACGCAGGCGUGGAGCUGGAUCCCCAGCCUAGUGAUUCCUCAGAAGAUCCUCUAAACUGGCCACAAUGGAAGAAGGAGCUUGCUUUUGGCUCCCUCCUUCUAGGAACCGCUGUGAUAGGUGCCCUAAAAACAAUGCUGGUCACGGUUACCAGCGCUCUCGUGGUGGAACUAGGUACCAGUUAUAUGGGAACUACGGCUCUCACGGGAUUGCCAUUAAUAGUGGGCGCAUUUGCAGGCCUACACAGUGUCGCCCUUUCGCAUAUGACGGGCAAGAGAUUGCUAUAUCUCAUCAGCUCAGUGAUGCUGCUGCUGUCGGCGGUGUGGACUAUGCAUAUUUUCGGGAGCUACUCGCAAUUCAUGAUCUCGAGGGUACUACAAGGAUUUGCUUGGGGUACUUUCGAGUCGUUGGUUUUGCUCUCGGUGAAGGAUAUGUAUUUUGUACAUGAAAGAUCUAGCAGGAUCACCAUCUACAACAUCACCAACAUUAUCUUUACCUGGGGAUCACCAAUGGUGGGAGGAUUUGUGUCUCAGAGAGUAGACGGAUUCCGCAACCAGAUUAUGAUCAUCAAUAUCAUUCAAGCAUUCUCUGUUGUGCUCCUCAUCUUCGGAACGCCAGAGACUUCCUACAAGAGGGCGUCUGACCGAUCAAAUGUGGGCGGGCAUUUCCGUUCUGGGACCGUCACCACCGUUUCGGCCGGUACAUCCUCAGGAUUCAAGUCAUACCUCUCAUCCUUACACCCAAUGAGCCCCAAGGGGACAUCCAAAUUCGAACUCUCUCGCGCCCUUUACCCGCUCCGCGCCCUUUCCGCACCUAGCACCAUCCUCACCUUUUUCCUAACCGCACCGCUCGUCGCCACAGCAUUUGGCACCGCUCAUCUACUCUCCAUGCUCUUCGCUCCCACCCCAGUCAUGGCCUUACCUACUCAACUUGGCCUCAUGUUCACCGGGCCCCUCGUCGGCGGCCUCAUUUUCUACACUAUCGUCUCCGUCACAUCCCAUAUGCUAUCACGCCGAGGAAGUCGUUCCUCUUCAUUCCGCAACCUCGGAGCAGCCAUUCCAGGAAUUUUGCUCGGUUUUGCCGGCAUCCUCGCUUUCGGGCUCUAUGUCGAGGGCACCCUCCGACCGGACGCAAGUAUGGCAAACUCAAUCUUCGACUUGUAUACACAAGGUCAAGAUUUCAACAAGAAAAUCGCGUCCUUUGCAUUUGGACUCACUGUCUCGGGUGCGGUGGUGCUCAACUAUGCAGGUGCUAUGCACAUCAAAGCUACCGCCGCUUCAGUCAAGGAGGCCGAUGCGCUUGAAGGUGGACACAGGGCCCUCCAGGAUCUUCUGACGGGCAUUUUUAUUAUUGGCGUGCCGCUUUGGGUACAGGGGGGUGGGGACAAUAUGUUCCCAGGGUUGAAAGAUACAUCUAUUGCGUUGGCGGUUGUGCAGAUCGUUAUUGCGAGCACUGUUGCGGCGGCGCUGUGGGUCAAGGGGGAGGAUAUUAGGAGGUUGGACGGGAGAGUUUUAGGGACACAAGGGGGAGAGGAAGGAAUAGUUAUGCAGAGAUGGAAGACCAAGGAUAGCUUUAUGGAGGGGUAG